This is a messenger RNA of Meyerozyma guilliermondii ATCC 6260, 642 nucleotides long. RefSeq lists its product as uncharacterized. The record is from RefSeq and is a predicted model, not a curated record. The coding region runs from base 1 to 642 and encodes 213 amino acids. The transcript has a single exon. Gene Ontology annotation, cellular component: SAGA-type complex. NCBI's taxonomy places the organism in Eukaryota, Fungi, Ascomycota, Pichiomycetes, Serinales, Debaryomycetaceae.
AUGCAUUGCUUCCCAAAAUACCCAUUGAUACAAGACAAAGAACAGCAGAAACUUCAAGUUAAUAACUUGGUGCCAUUGGCAACAAGACGUGGUGAAUGGAAUAAUACUCCUCUUUCGACGCAAACAUACGAAAUCCCUGACUAUGAGGAUUUGAGUCGCCAUGUGCUCAUGACAAUGAGAGAAUAUGGGUUGACUGGCGGAGCCAGUAUACCUGCUCUCGAAAUGAUAAUCUUGGGACUAGAAACCCAUCUUCGCAAUAUCGUCGAGAGUGCCAUAGAUGUUGCAAGAUAUAGAAAGCACAAGUACUCUGCGAAUGACAUUGUUUCUGCAAUUGGCAUUGACCCCGAUGGGCCGAAAGAAACGACUCCUGAAACUCCCAUGCCCCAAGUAACUCUUCAUAUCGAGGACUUGUUCAACACACUCGAGAUGUAUCCGCAUUUAAUCGAACCUUGUGGCUCAAAAUUGAGAUUACCAAGUAUAACGCUUGAGAAUGACGAUAUGAUUGAUACUAAGUAUGAGUUACCUCCUCGAGAGCAGAACGACGAGGAAGAAAUAAAGGAAGAACCCGAUAAACGAACAGCACAUCUUGGGACAACUGAUGAGCUCAAAUGGGUGCUUCAUGAUCUUAUAACGACAACUUAG